Molecule: messenger RNA, 846 nt
Organism: Exophiala aquamarina CBS 119918
Lineage: Eukaryota; Fungi; Ascomycota; Eurotiomycetes; Chaetothyriales; Herpotrichiellaceae
Exons: 3
Source: RefSeq, a predicted model, not a curated record
UACUACUCGGUGGGAUCAAGCUGGUUAUUUGGUGUUCCUGUCAGCAAUUUCACAUUUGUAUACAGCAACUACUCGGAUGACACAUUAGCUCUGCCAUAUAACCUCAAGCGUUGGCUCGUGCACACUUACCACCCAAAUAGCCUGACUGGACGUGGGUUUUGUCCUAUUGCCAAAUUAAAUCAUGCUGACGCCAACAUGUCUUUUCUCAUUCUCAACAAUUGUGUGGCAUACACGCGCGGUGUUGAUGGGCCUUGUUCCCGCGCUUCUCGGCAGGAAACAUUCAAUCGACUAGAAGGCUCAUAGGUCUCCAAUACUACUUCCACUGGCGGAGCCUGCCCUGAAUAGUACCAGUUCUGUAGUGCCAUCUCUGAAUUUGACACGGACCCUCCACCACCGAUUCUUGAUUUGAAUCCUCGACAAGGCGCAACACAGGUGAUCAUGAGCAAGGUUAUCUACGGAAUGCGGUCCAACAGUUUUCUCAUGCUUCUCAAGAACGAAAUACUAAACCCAGCCAGGCUGAUAUAUGGGUCUUUUGGCAUUUCUACCCCUUUACCAGAUAAUGAAUGACAGAUUAAGGUCGCGAAAAGUCACGACUUGUCACUAGCCGGCUUUCAGUUAAACGCAGUUAGGCAUGCUGCAACUCCCAAUAUCCAGAUACAUCCUGACCUUAGCCUUCAUGAAGGCAUGGUUCAAGAAACGGACACAGAUGCGCAGGCUCUGUGUCGCAAUCAGGGUACUCGCAUCAGUGCAUACCGUUCCUUCAGUAUGCUAGGGAUUAUCAUCUUCACUGAUUCUAGUCAUUUGAUUAUCCUAGCUGACUACUGUCUCCCGUUACUGCUUCUGAGG